AUGUCUCGCCAACCCGUAACAGUGCCUUGUAAAUACAAAACCGGAAGAGUCCUUGGUAACGGUACCUACGCCACAGUCAAAGAGGCCAUGCGUAUCGAUACAGGCAAGUACUAUGCUUGUAAAAUUAUCAACAAAAAGUUGAUGGAGGGUCGUGAGCAUAUGAUUCGUAACGAAAUCAACAUCUUGAAACGUAUUUCUCAAGGGAACAAGAAUAUUUUGAGCUUGGUUGAUUACUUUGAAACUGUCAACAACUUGUACCUUGUGACAGACUUAGCAUCAGGCGGUGAAUUGUUUGAUCGUAUCUGUGAAAAGGGCAGUUACUUUGAGAAGGAUGCUGCCAAAAUUGUGCAAACUAUCUGCAGUGCUGUUGCUUAUCUCCAUGAUAAUGGAAUUGUUCAUCGCGAUUUAAAGCCCGAAAAUCUCUUGUUUCGUGAACGUGAUGAGGAUUCUGAUUUAUUGAUUGCUGAUUUCGGUUUGUCUCGUAUCAUUGAUACUGAUAAAUUCCACACGUUAAAGACGACAUGUGGUACUCCUGGUUACAUGGCACCCGAGAUUUUCAAGAAAACAGGACAUGGAAAGCCAGUCGAUCUUUGGGCAAUUGGUGUAAUCACUUACUUUUUAUUAUCUGGUUACACUCCAUUUGAGGGAUCAAACAAUGUUGAGGAGAUGCAAGCCAUCAUGAAUGCUGACUAUAACUAUGACGAUCCUUGUUGGGAGAACAUCAGCCAAGCAGCCAAGAACUUUAUCGACCGUUGUUUAACCAUCAAUCCUGAUGAGCGUAUCACUGCACACCAGGCUCUUGAACAUGAAUGGUUGCUCACCAUUUCAGAUGAAAGCAAAUCCACUGAGGAAGGUGGAGAUUUGUUGCCCAACUUGCGUACCAACUUCAAUGCCCGUCGCACAUUCAAGAAGGCCAUCAACAUGGUUACUCUUUCAAAUCACUUUGGACAUAGCUUAAAGAACAGUUCUUCUAGUACAAACAGUGAAAACAAUAUUCAGCCAGUUAAUGAAGGUAUUGAUCAAGUAUUGGAAACUGCAUAA
Molecule: messenger RNA, 1041 nt
Organism: Mucor velutinosus
Lineage: Eukaryota; Fungi; Mucoromycota; Mucoromycetes; Mucorales; Mucoraceae
Gene: SET1
Product: histone methyltransferase set1
Exons: 9
Coding region: 1-1041 (346 amino acids)
Biological process (GO): protein phosphorylation; cellular response to oxidative stress
Molecular function (GO): calmodulin binding; ATP binding; calcium/calmodulin-dependent protein kinase activity
Source: RefSeq, a predicted model, not a curated record